UCUCUCUCUCAAAAAAAAAAACCUCUCUUUUUCAAAUGGGUUGUGCUCAAUCUAGGGUUGAUAACGAAGAAGCAGUAGCUAGAUGCAAAGAACGACGAAACGUAAUCAAAGAAGCAGUUUCCGCAAGCAAAGCUUUCGCCGCCGGUCAUUUCGCUUACGCUAUUGCUUUGAAGAACACUGGUGCUGCUUUAAGUGACUAUGGUCAUGGUGAAUCUGAUCAAAAAGCUUUAGAUGAUGUUUUAGAUCAACAACAUUACGAGAAACAGAGUCGUAACAAUGUAGAUCCGGCUGCUCCUCAGCCACCUCCUCCGCCACCUAUUGAGAAUCUUCCUCCUCCGCCUCCUCCUUUGCCUAAAUUCUCUCCUUCUCCGAUUAAACGUGCGAUUAGUUUGCCGUCUAUGGCGGUUAGAGGUCGAAAGGUUCAGACUUUAGAUGCUAUGGCGAUUGAGGAAGAGGAAGAAGAUGAGGAAGAGGAAGAGGAAGUGAAGGGUAGUGGUAGAGGAACUGCUCUUAAGGAGGAGGAAGAACCGAGGACGCCGGAGAAUGUUGGGAAGAAUAAUGGGAGGAAGAGGUUGGAGACGACAACGCCGGAGAUUGUGAGUGCUUCUCCGGCGAAUAGUAUGGCUUGGGAUUAUUUUUUCAUGGUGGAGAAUAUGCCUGGUCCUAAUUUAGAUGAUAGAGAGAUUAGAAAUGGUUAUGAGAAUCAGAGUAAUCAUUUUCAGUUUAAUGAAGAGGAUGAUGAAGAAGAAGAAGAGGAAAGGUCUAGUUCUCGUAAGGUAGUUGAGGAAAUGGAGCCGAAGACGCCGGAGAAAGUUGAAGAAGUUGAAGAAGAAGAAGAUGAUGAAGAUGAGGAGGAGGAAGAAGAAGUGGUGGAGGUGAAGAAGAAGAAGAAAGGGAAAGCUAAGAUUGAGCAUUCGAAUACUGCUCCACCGGAGUUUCGGCGUGCGGUUGCUAAGACUACUAGUGCUGCUGCAUCAUCAAGUGUGAAUUUGAUGAAGAUUCUUGAUGAGAUUGAUGAUAGAUUCCUUAAGGCGUCCGAAUGUGCUCAAGAGGUCUCUAAGAUGCUUGAAGCUACAAGGUUACAUUAUCACUCGAAUUUCGCUGAUAACCGAGGAUAUGUUGAUCAUUCAGCUAGAGUAAUGCGGGUUAUAACUUGGAAUAAAUCGUUAAGAGGCAUAUCCAAUGGUGAAGGUGGAAAAGAUGAUCAAGAAUCAGAUGAGCAUGAAACUCAUGCUACGGUGUUGGAUAAAUUGUUGGCGUGGGAGAAGAAACUCUAUGAUGAAGUGAAGCAAGGUGAGCUUAUGAAAAUAGAGUAUCAGAAAAAGGUAUCUUUACUCAACAGGCAUAAAAAACGAGGUGCGAGUGCAGAGACCGUGGAGAAAACAAAGGCGGCUGUGAGUCAUCUACACACAAGAUAUAUCGUUGACAUGCAAUCCAUGGAUUCAACGGUUUCCGAAGUAAACCGUUUAAGGGAUGAUCAAUUGUAUCCAAGACUUGUCGCCUUAGUUGAAGGGAUGGCGAAGAUGUGGACAAACAUGUGCAUACACCACGACACCCAACUAGGUAUUGUUGGAGAGCUAAAAUCCCUUGAAAUCUCAACUUCUCUCAAAGAAACCACAAAGCAACAUCACCAUCAGACACGACAGUUCUGCACCGUCUUGGAAGAAUGGCAUGUUCAGUUCGAUAGACUCGUGACCCACCAGAAGCAGUACAUUAACGCUCUCAACAGCUGGUUAAAGCUAAACCUUAUCCCCAUUGAGAGCAGUCUUAAAGAGAAAGUUUCAUCACCUCCAAGGCCUCAGCGCCCGCCAAUCCAAGCCCUUCUCCACUCAUGGCAUGACCGACUUGAGAAACUUCCCGAUGAAGUCGCCAAAUCAGCUAUCUCCUCUUUUGCCGCAGUCAUCAAAACCAUCUUACUUCAUCAGGAGGAUGAAAUGAAACUGAAGGAGAAAUGCGAAGAAACACGAAGGGAGUUUAUACGGAAGAAGCAAGGUUUUGAGGAUUGGUAUCAGAAACAUUUGCAGAAAAGAGGACCGACAGAGGAAGCUGAAGGCGGGGACGACACAACAACGAGCUCUAAAGAUCACGUCACAGAGAGGAGAAUUGUUGUGGAGACACUGAAAAAAAGACUUGAAGAAGAAGAAGAAGCUCACCAGAGACAUUGUGUUCAGGUGAGGGAGAAAUCUCUCAACAGUUUGAAGAUCAGAUUGCCUGAGAUCUUCAGGGCACUGUCUGAUUAUGCUCACGCUUGUGCUGACUCAUACGAGAAGCUCAGAAUCAUAUCGCAGAGUCACAAAUCAAACGGUGGAGCCACUGAAUCUUCUUGAACCAGUUUUAGUUCUUUUCGACUUAUGUAAUAUGUAUUAUGAUGGGAACAUUAUGCAUAGUUUUGUGACCAGAUUAUGUAGUUUACUAGUAUUGUUACUGAGUUCCUGUGUUUAUUAUAUCCACAUAAUGUCCAAAUUUAAAACAUGCUAAAAAUUUAAUAAAAUGAAAUGUCAGAA
This is a messenger RNA of Arabidopsis arenosa, 2504 nucleotides long. NCBI's taxonomy places the organism in Eukaryota, Viridiplantae, Streptophyta, Magnoliopsida, Brassicales, Brassicaceae. The record is from the annotation of a GenBank genome assembly.